Physcomitrium patens is the source of this 3229-nucleotide messenger RNA. The record is from RefSeq and is a predicted model, not a curated record. NCBI's taxonomy places the organism in Eukaryota, Viridiplantae, Streptophyta, Bryopsida, Funariales, Funariaceae.
UUUUUUUUUUUUUUUUUUUUUUUUCAACUUUGUUUUGUUUUGUUCUGUUUGUUUGUUUGUUUUCCAGGGGCUGUUUGUGGGAGCGUGGUAGGAGUAGUGAUUAGAAAUGUUAUAUCUUUGGCCGAGUUUGUUUGUUUGUCGAGAGAGCCGAACUGGUGAGAGGUAGUGAUGGUAAUGGCGACAACUAUGGAGGUUUGAAGGCAGUGGAAGGUGUUUGCAGAGUUUUGUGCUGCAAAUUUUCCUGGUGGUUGAUGUUUACAUUCGAUGUUCUUAGCUCGAGGUAGCCCCGUGGGCAUUGUGAAGACAGUGUGAAUCAUAUUGGAGUCGUGGAACAUCCUGGAGUCGGUACUUUUGUGAAGUCAGAAGGUGUCGCAAGGUAUGGGGAGAAGACAGGAGUUGAUUAUGUCUCUUGUGACUUGAUGACAGCUCUCGUGACUAUACAAUGUGGUUAAACCUUUACACGCUUUGCCUGCUUUCUUUUCUGGCUCAAGGGAGGCAUGUCCAGUUUUGUACUUCUACCAGCACUUCGAAUACCACGGGAAUAUACAGCUUCAUCUUCUUGUGAAGGUGCUGGACUGAUGACGUCUUUCGGUGUGCUAUGAGCGGUGUACUGGCUUAGUGCUUUACACUAGGGCCUGAUUUGCUCUUUCCUUCGCGACUCCCAAAGUUGGCCAUAAUGAGAAGUGCCUAUCAUUGGAGAGGAAAGCGUCAAGGUGUGUGAGCAACGCACAUGCAAGCUUUCCUAGUGUUCUAAGCACUAGCUUUUCAUUGGGGGCAAUGUUGGUGGCCGAUUACACAGCUCGGUUUGUUGAGUACCAGACCAUGUUACUGCCCGCUAACAUAUUUGUCAACAGUGAUCCAAAUAGUUUCUGUGGCCAUGCUUUCGUGAAUGAUAACUCCUUUCGCCUAGGGUUCUUCUUAAGUAUGCUGUCACGCAUGGAGAGUCGGAUGACACCUGCAAAACACGCGUUUUUUCAUUUGCUGUAAUCUGAACCCCUCCAAGAGGUUGAGAGGCAUGAAAAUGCGCACCCAUCGAGGCGAAGCUCAGGGUAGACAUGAUCAUGUAGCAAAGUAGAAGUUGGUCAAUACUAAUUGGCGGCAACAACGAGAUCAAAAUACUUGAGGAGUGCGACUCAAUCCGGCCAUCCACAUGGCUUUGCUGUUGAUCCAGCUCUGUCUAGGAAUGCUGGUAAUGUUACAAACAGCCUGUGCACUAAGAGACGACUUGAGCUGUCUGCUAAAUUUCAAGGCGUCAGUAGGAGAUCCCGAGGGACACCUCAUCACAUGGACGAACACAACCUCCUCUCCUCGUUCAAUCUGCACGUGGUAUGGAGUGACAUGCUAUGGUAACAACGCACCUCCUGUCUACUUCAUCAAACUCUCAGGGUCUCGUCUUAAUGGCUCUUUCCCGCAGGGAUUGAAAGGGUGUAAUGCACUUACCCGGCUGGAUUUGUCGGAUAACAGCUUCACAGGACCUAUUCCGAACAAGUUAUGCUCGGACCUCCCCAAUCUGGUGGACCUCGACCUUUCGCGGAACAAGAUCCAAGGGAGUAUUCCCUCGAGCCUCGCAGAAUGCAAGUUCAUGAAUGACAUCUUGCUAAACAACAACGAAUUGUCGGGAACAAUUCCCGAGCAGAUUGGAUAUCUAAACCGCCUCCAGAGGUUCGAUGUGUCGAGCAACAGACUGGAAGGGUUCAUUCCAAGCACUUUGGUGGAGCGUCAGUUCGAGAAUCGGUCUGGAUUCGACGCCAGCAGUUUUCUGAACAACACAAGCCUAUGUGGACGCCCACUCAAAAAUAAAUGUGCGAGGAUAGGGGACCGGAAGGGAGCAACCGCGGAGGUGAUCGUUGGAGGAGCAGUUGGAAGCGCUGUCGGGGUGUUGUUCAUCGGGGCCAUCAUAUUCUGCUGCAUUGUUCGCAGCACGAAUAAGAAGAGAGCCACAAUGUUACGCGAUGAGAGCAAGUGGGCUUCCCGCAUUAAGGCGCCCAAGUCUGUCAUCGUGUCCAUGUUCGAAAAGCCGCUGGUCAUGAUUAGGUUGAGUGAUUUGAUGGACGCCACCAACGGAUUCAGCAAGGAGAACAUCGUAGCGUCUGGUCGAUCCGGGAUAGUGUACAUAGGCGACUUCACAGAUGGAUCCGUCAUGGCAAUCAAGAGAUUGCAAGGUCCCACACGCACUGAGCGCCAAUUCAGAGGCGAAAUGGAUUCUCUCGGUCAGAUUCACCAUCGCAAUCUCGUCCCCGUACUUGGGUAUUGUGUCGUUGGCCAGGAACGGCUCUUGGUCUGCAAGCACAUGUCCAACGGGAGCUUGAACGACCGCCUCCACGACGCAUUCGAGAAGGAGCCACUGGACUGGAAGACACGCCUCAAGAUUGCUAUCGGCGCAUCGAGGGGAUUCGCAUGGCUACACCAUAGCUGCAAUCCCCGCAUCAUUCAUCGCAACAUUAGCUCCAACUGCAUCCUCCUCGACGAUGAAUUCGAGCCCCGGAUCACCGACUUCGGUCUCGCGCGUGUCAUGAAACCGGUUGAUACACACAUCAACACUGCCAUCAGUGGCGACUUCGGCGACGUGGGCUAUGUGGCGCCGGAAUAUGUCCGCACCCUCGUGGCCACCAUGCGGGGUGAUGUCUAUAGCUUCGGCGUCGUGCUCUUGGAGCUUGUCACUGCGCGAAAACCCGUGGAUGUAGUCGACAGUGACUUCAAGGGCACUCUGGUCGAGUGGGUCGGGGUGCUGGUCUCCAGCGGCUGCAUUACGGAUGCCUUGGACAGCUCCCUUCGAGGAAAGGGGGUUGACGGCGAAAUGCUGCAAGUUCUCAAAAUCGCUUUGUCGUGCGUGCAGGCCGCCGCACGAGAGCGACCGUCCAUGUAUCAGGUGUCGGGAUUGCUCCAUGCUGUUGGCCAGCACUACAACUUCAGCGACGACUGUGAUGAGUUCCCAGUGUUUCCCGAGACGGAGAGACGAUACAAUAGACUCGUUGUAUCUGUAACGUAACAUAAGUUGAUUUCACUAGCAGCUUCCAUCUUUUCCUGCAGACUGUCUUAACAUGUAGGUCUUUAGGUUACUGUACCAGAUUGAGUGGAUGUAUAGGAUCUAGUUGAAUUCGCAACAGGAUAUUUGAAUAGGUGAACCAAAGUGUGCGGGUAUGACAGUUGAUUACAUACUUUUAAGAGUUCACCCAUGUCAAAAAAAUGUUGAUGACAUUACUUAAAGAGAGUGAACAAAUCCCUGUAA